Messenger RNA from Mugil cephalus (flathead mullet), 1788 nucleotides. It is a transcript of the gene qrsl1, whose product is annotated as glutaminyl-tRNA amidotransferase subunit QRSL1. Lineage: Eukaryota; Metazoa; Chordata; Actinopteri; Mugiliformes; Mugilidae. The record is from RefSeq and is a predicted model, not a curated record. Gene Ontology annotation, molecular function: glutaminyl-tRNA synthase (glutamine-hydrolyzing) activity. Gene Ontology annotation, biological process: mitochondrial translation; glutaminyl-tRNAGln biosynthesis via transamidation. The transcript has 11 exons. Gene Ontology annotation, cellular component: mitochondrion; glutamyl-tRNA(Gln) amidotransferase complex. The coding region runs from base 81 to 1655 and encodes 524 amino acids.
GACGUUGACGAUCGUAACAAACAUGGCAGCCCCCUGUCGUUGCACACUGUGAGAAGGUUGUCACUGAAGAUAUUGAGAACAUGCUCGGCCUCACAAUAAGGGAGGUGUCCGUGGCGCUCAGAGAGGGAAGAGUCUCCCCAACAGAGCUCUGCAGGAAGUGUCUGAAUCGCAUCAAGAAAACACAGCAUCUCAACGCUUACAUCACAGUGACUGAGGAGCUGGCAUUGAAGCAGGCCCAACAAGCAGAAACCAGACUUCUGCGAGGUGUCCCUAAAGGUCCUCUGGAUGGAAUCCCCUUUGCAGUUAAAGACAACUUUUGCACAGAGAAUGUCAAGACCACAUGUGCCUCCAGGAUGCUUAAAGAUUACACACCACCAUACAAUGCUACAGUGGUCCAGAAGCUCCUCGAUCAAGGGGCCGUUCUAAUGGGAAAGACCAACAUGGAUGAGUUUGCAAUGGGUGCAGGCAGUACUGAUGGGGCUUUUGGUCCAGUAAAGAACCCCUGGAGCUAUGCUGCUCCCUACAGAGAGCGGACAGGGACAGUGCCAGACUCUGACUGGGUCAUCACUGGAGGAAGCUCGGGUGGAAGUGCUGCAGCUGUGGCGUCACUCACCAGCUACCUGGCUUUGGGUUCAGACACAGGUGGUUCCACACGUAACCCAGGAGCUUUGUGUGGAGUUGUGGCCCUGAAGCCCACUUACGGUCUGCUGUCCAGACAUGGUCUCAUCCCCCUGGUGAAUUCCAUGGAUGUGCCUGGCAUAAUGACACGCAGUGUCAGUGAUACAGCCAUCAUCUUAGGGAUCCUCCAAGGCGUUGAUGUUAGAGACUCAACAACAGUCACUGCCCCAUCAUCACUAACAGAGCUUCCCGAAGACUUUGAUGUUAAGAACAUCCGUGUAGGCAUCCCUAAGGAAUACCAUGCACCGGGGAUGUCUGAAGAGACUCUAGCACAGUGGAGUCGUGUGGCAGACUUAUUCGAAAGAGCAGGCGCGCGGGUGGAGCAAGUGUCCCUCCCCCAUACCCAGCACUCCAUCGUGUGCUACCAUGUCCUGUGCCAUGCUGAAGUGGCAUCUAACAUGGCCCGUUUUGACGGCCUGGAAUACGGCCACCGUAGCGAAAUGGACAGCUCAACAGAGGCCAUGUAUGCUUCAACCCGACAUGAGGGCUUCAACGAUGUAGUAAGGGGGAGGAUAUUGUCUGGAAACUACUUCCUACUAAAACGGAACUACCAGCACUACUUUCUGAAGGCCCAAAAAGUCCGCCGGCUUAUAGCAGACGACUUCAGACGUGUGUUCGACUCAGGGAUUGACAUACUACUGACGCCCACCACACUGACUGAUGCAGCCCGUUACUAUGACUUCACACAAGAAGACAACCAAACACGCAGCGCUCAAGACGAUGUCUUCACCCAGCCUGCCAAUAUGGCAGGUUUACCUGCUGUUUCUGUGCCAACGGCGUUGUCGAGACGGGGCCUUCCCAUUGGUUUACAGCUUAUAGGCCCAGCUCUCCAAGACAAGAAGCUGCUCUGUGUUGCCCAGUGGAUCGAGCAGAGGGUAGGGUUUCCUUCCAUCGGGUACUCCGAUGACUCCGAUGACUCCGGUGAGAGCAGGGAUGAUACGGGACUGACCAAAAAGGAGCAAACCUCAGCUGUAUGAAGACGACGACGGACACAGGGAGCAAACUGUUAACACAAGUCACGUGUAAUGGACUUCAAAUGUGACCAAGUAAAAGGAUGCUGCUUUGUUGUGUGAAGGUGGUGCAAUUAAAUACACAAUAUGGGCGAGUCAA